This is a messenger RNA of Aspergillus alliaceus, 1841 nucleotides long. RefSeq lists its product as uncharacterized. The coding region runs from base 210 to 1676 and encodes 488 amino acids. The record is from RefSeq and is a predicted model, not a curated record. Lineage: Eukaryota; Fungi; Ascomycota; Eurotiomycetes; Eurotiales; Aspergillaceae. The transcript has a single exon.
GUGGGGCGAUUGAUUAAUUAAUCAUUGAAUUUCCCCAACAGCUUCAUCCAUUCUCCACUUUUACUAUCAUACACUUCCCCAUCAUCUUUUUUUUUUCUGCCCUUUUUCUCUUUCCAUCUAGGGUCGGAUCCUGAUCGACAUCUACUUGAUCAAUCUGCUAUAUCUAUGUACUGAAUCCCCCCUCACCCCCCCCGAAAUAGGAAUCGACCAUGCCAGGUGACGAAAACGCAAGUCGCCACAGACACUCGUCCGCUGAAAACUCCCAACUAUGGCCUGAUGACGACAAUCCAUUCGUUGCUUUCCGUCGCUUUGCCGACGAGCAGAUCUCCUCGAUGUUACAGUCCGUAACGGGGCUCCCUUCUAUGGUCACUGCCCCGCCACCCGAUCAUUGGUCUGUUUUCGAAGACGGCAGGUAUUACAGCGACAAGCAUAUUCGUCAAAGACAAAGCGGCGACGGACAACAAGGAGAUUAUUCAUCGGAAUCGGGAACCAGCGCAACGCCCGAGUCAAAUCACUCCACGUCGUCGCGCUCGCAGUGGCCAGAAUCUGAAGAUCCUUGGCAGGCCCAUCGCACUAGAAGACAGGGUCCGUCUCACGAUCAUCUCGAUGUUGACUUCUUCAACUCUUUCUUCGAUAAGUUCUGGUUCGAUGACCGCGUUUCUUCCCGUUUCUUCCACCCAUACAAUAGACCCCUAUUCUCAAGCAUGGUAAACGACGAAUCUCCCGCCUGGCCUGUUACCUAUCUUAUGUUCAGCCCUUACUCGCCCCUGCAUUUGGAGCGUCAAGCGCAAUACCGGUCCAAUCGUGAGCGAGGAGUCUUCUCAUCCCUUAUGUCUACUUUGAACCUCUCCACUGAACAUGACCCUGCGGAGCCCCAGUGGCGAGAGGCUUUUGAGGACCUCCUACGACUCGAAAAUGGAAAGCCUAUGCUCGACAGGGAACUCGCAGAUGCUAGUAAGAGGGAAUCAGGCAAGGACUGGCUGCAGGGACUCGUCAAACGGGGUAGUCUUGGAGAUCGCUGGAAGUACAUUUCAGGGACAGAAGGUCAGCAGCCAUGGUCAACUAUUGCGUUUGAUAACUCGAAGAACGGAAGGGAUGAGCACGGGGAGGAAGCCUCUAGAAAAGAUGCUAAGGCAGAGAUCACCUGGGGUAGCACUGAACCCGAGUCAGUGACAGAGCUGGAUCUGUACGACCGUUUCCUUGCAGACAUCGAAGCCCGUGAGCGGGAGUUUUUCAACGGUGCAUACGAAAGUCCUCUUUUACGUAUCCUUUUUGAGGACAGAAACAGAGUUCCAUAUAAUAAAGAACCAUCACAAGGUUACCGGGUUGAUGAUACGGAGAACUGGCUGGACCAUGCGUCUAGCGAAAAACAGAAGAAUAUUUCUGCGACAGAGACUCAUUCGACCACUAACACGUCCCCUGCUGAGACCAACAAGUUGGUGACAGAGCAGAACCCCCACGUGAUUUCCACUAAAACUACAACAGAGCGUAUCCGACUCCCUGAUGGAUCGAUUCAGACAAAGACUAUAAAGACCCAACGAUUCGCAGAUGGUCGGGAAGAAAGCAAUGAAACUAUCGAGGUGGUCAAUCCACCGCAGGUCAACCGGAAUUCCGCUGGUCUAGAAGAAUCUGCAUCUGAUCAGAACCCGAGCGGCUGGUUUUGGAAGGGUAAUUAAGUCGAGAAUGGCUGACUUUCCAACGCUCCUGUCCUCUUAUCGUACACUCUUUGUUCAUCAUCUGCUUUCCUUUGAUUUCUUCCCUAUAUCUUGUCUUUCAGCGCUGCGUUUCCUGAUUGGCGUUCUAUGAUUGGUCCUAUCUCUUCUUACAUUCUUUUUGCCGAA